AUGGAUCAACCAGGGCUACUUCGCCCUAAGAAACCCUUCAUUGCAGACGAUGAGAUCGUGGAGCUAUUAUGGCAAAACGGACCAAUUGUCACGCAAAGUCAAAAUCACCGGUAUAACAAUAAACCACCGCCGCGGAGAAACUCCGACGACUCCACUCGCGGCGGAACUUCAUCACCGAGGGAGAAUGAAUAUCUCUUUAUGCAAGAAGGCGAAAUGGCUUCGUGGCUUCAUUAUCCUAACACCGAUGGUGAUUCUCCUUUGGAUCAAUCCUUUUGUGCCGAUUUCCUCAACCAGCCGUCGGCUGUUAAUAACAAUAGUACCAUGCAAACUCCACCGUCUCGGGUUAGAGCCGAGCCUGAACCGUCGUCAAUUUUGAGAACUUCUGCGAGAGAAUCCACGCUUGUAGAUUCGUGCGAUACUCCAGCUAUGAUGCCGGCGGCGAUUUCAGAGACAGUAAGAAGUUCGAUGGAGCCAACGGAAGGAGCGACGUGCGCAUCGGCACCAUGGACGACGUUUGAUGAACAGGGCGGUUCGAGUAGCAGUGGAGAACCGGUUCGAAAGGUAGAGGAGCUGGACCGGAAGCGAAAGGGAAAGCAUACUGAUGAAUGGAAGUAUCAUAGCGAGGAUGUUGAUUUUGAAUCUGCGGAAGAAAAAAAUAAAACCAAUGGAUCAUCAACAAAGAGAUCUCGUGCUGCCGAGGUCCAUAGUCUCUCAGAGAGGAGGCGCCGUGAUCGGAUUAAUGAAAAGAUGAAAGCCCUGCAAGAACUUAUACCUCAAUCUAAUAAGUCUGACAAAGCGUCUAUGCUGGAUGAGGCAAUUGAGUACUUGAGGUCACUACAGUUACAAGUUCAGAGAGUACAACUUAUGCAGAUGAUGUCCAUGGGAUGUGGCAUGGUACCUAUGAUGUUUCCUGGAAUCCAGCAGUAUAUCCCACCAAUUGGAAUGGGAAUAAACAGACCAGUAAUGCCGUUUCCCAACAUGUUGCCUGCUUCUACUUUGCCUGCAAAUUUCGGACCAAGGUUCGCUAUGCCUCCUUUCCACAUGCCGCAUGUUCCUACACCUGAUUCAUUCACAAUGCAAGCAGCGAAUCUGGCAGAUAGUAACAUGCCCACCUCAGUUGGAACACAUGAUGCAAAUCAGCAACCUAUCCCAAACUUCACUGAUCCUUAUCAACAAUACCUUGGACCCCAACAGAUGCAGUUUCAAUUAAUGCAGAAUAAGGCAAUGAACCAACCAGAUGUCAGCAAGUCAGAAAUCCGCCAGUCAGGAGAUAAAUGA
Messenger RNA from Lathyrus sativus (Indian pea), 1278 nucleotides. NCBI's taxonomy places the organism in Eukaryota, Viridiplantae, Streptophyta, Magnoliopsida, Fabales, Fabaceae. The record is from the annotation of a GenBank genome assembly.